Molecule: messenger RNA, 1172 nt
Organism: Eucalyptus grandis
Lineage: Eukaryota; Viridiplantae; Streptophyta; Magnoliopsida; Myrtales; Myrtaceae
Product: 6,7-dimethyl-8-ribityllumazine synthase, chloroplastic
Exons: 8
Coding region: 68-775 (235 amino acids)
Biological process (GO): riboflavin biosynthetic process
Cellular component (GO): riboflavin synthase complex; intracellular anatomical structure
Molecular function (GO): 6,7-dimethyl-8-ribityllumazine synthase activity
Source: RefSeq, a predicted model, not a curated record
CGACCCCGCCGGCCGAUCCACUUCGUCAAUUUCUCCGAGCAACGCGCAGACAACAACCACCUCCGGAAUGGCGGCAUUCACCCUCUCCCUCGACCCUUGCUCAGUUCCUCGGCACUUCCCUCCGUCGUCCUCGUCCCCAUCUCCAUCUCCAUCUCCAUCUCCGCUCACUCGCCAGCCUCAUUUUCGCUUCCCUUGCGAGCGUCCGAAACCAGCCGCCGUCUCCUUCUCCUCUUCCCUGCAAGGGGCGCCUGCCUACUUUCCGGUACAGAAGGGGAGGUCUUCUUCGUCGCUGCGGACGGCUGCGGUUCGGCACGUGGAGGGAUCUCUCACCAGAACUGAGGGCCUUCGCUUUGGCGUGGUUGUAGCACGGUUCAAUGAGAUUGUGACAAAGCCCCUACUGGAGGGUGCCCUGACCACUUUCAGAAAAUAUUCAGUACGAGAAGAGGACAUAGACGUUGUAUGGGUUCCUGGCAGUUUUGAAAUAGGCAUUGUUGCUGAAAAGCUAGGGAAGUCUGAAAAAUAUCAUGCAAUCUUGUGCAUUGGGGCUGUGGUAAGGGGCGACACUUCACACUAUGAUGCUGUUGCUAAUUCGGCAGCCUCUGGGGUGCUUUCUGCUGGUCUUAAUUCAGGUGUUCCGUGCAUCUUUGGGGUCUUGACCUGUGAUGACAUGGAUCAGGCUUUGAACCGAGCUGGUGGAAAAUCUGGGAACAAGGGAUCUGAGGCUGCUUUAACUGCUAUUGAGAUGGCAUCUCUGUUCCAGCACCACCUGCACUAGCGGUUUGAAGGGCAGAGUUGGGUGUAAACUUUCCGAGUCAGCAGUUGCAGCAUGUAUUUCAUUAACUCGUGCGAUUCACCCAUGAAGGAUUUUAAGGGCUUCUGGAUCAUGAGUACAAUGAUGCAGUAGAAAGUGCUUACACUUGUUAACAUAAAUGUUUCUUUACCUUUCGUCAUUAGAUCGUCAUAGCCAUAAAAUGAUCUGGUGCCUAAGCAACGCGCUCGGUUUUGCCCAAAUGAAGCUCGUCAGCAUCAAACUCUGGUUGUGGACUGUAGUGCAAUGAAUACGUGGGAAUAAUUCUCUCUUUAUUUAACUGAUCUUGCGUUGAAGAAAGCAGUUUUUGCCGUUUGAUCCAUGUAACUUGAGCAGGUUUUUAUUAGGACGAGUUAGUUUACUU